AUGCCUGUUAUUAAUAUUCCUAAAAAUGUAUUGAAUCUUGAAAUUGUUUUAUUUAAUGGUCAAAGUUUCAGAUGGCGAUCAAGAAAAACAUUAAUUUCAACAGAAUAUUAUGGUGUUGCUUAUAAUAGAGUAUGGAAAAUUGAACAACUUAAUGAUAAAACAUUAAAAUAUGAAAUUUUACACUCUUUUACAAAGACAAAUGAAGACAAAGAUCAUGCUAUAUUCAAUCAUUAUUUUAAUUUAGAUGUUAAUGUAACUUCACUUUCAAAAGAAUGGAUAAAUGAUAAAUAUUUUAAAAAAGUAAUAAAUGAACAUCCAAAUUUACUUGGAAUAAGAAUAUUAAAUCAAGAGGUUUUUGAGACAAUAAUUUCUUUUAUAUGUUCUUCAAAUAAUAAUGUACCUAGAAUAUCAAAAAUGGUUGAAAAAUUUUGUCAGUUAUAUGGUGAAUGUUUUGAAUAUGAUAAUAUGAAAUUUUAUUCUUUACCAAAUGUUGAAAAAUUACAAAAUAUUUCUAAUUUAAAUGAAGUUUUAAGAAAACAUUCAUUUGGAUAUCGUGCAAAAUAUAUUGCAGAUACAAUUUUAAUGAUUAAUAAAUUAGGUGGAUCCAAAUUUUUAGAAACACUUCAAACUAAAAGUACGGAGGAAGCUAGAACACAGCUAUUAAAAUUUUGUGGUGUUGGUAGAAAAGUAGCAGAUUGUAUAUUACUUAUGGGUUUACGUCAUUAUCAUGUGGUACCUUGUGAUGUCCAUGUGAAAAGAUUAGUCAAAAAAAAUUAUUUAUCAUCAUUAGACGAAAAAAAGUUCAAAGAUAAAGAUGUACACGAUGUACAAGAAUUUUUUGAGUUAAAAUUUGGAAAAUAUGCAGGUUGGGUUCAAUCAAUUUUAUUUACAGUACAAUUGUUAUCAUUGAAAAUUUAA
Messenger RNA from Strongyloides ratti, 918 nucleotides. Its product is annotated as N-glycosylase/DNA lyase. Gene Ontology annotation, biological process: base-excision repair; base-excision repair, AP site formation; nucleotide-excision repair. The transcript has 2 exons. NCBI's taxonomy places the organism in Eukaryota, Metazoa, Nematoda, Chromadorea, Rhabditida, Strongyloididae. Gene Ontology annotation, cellular component: nucleus. Gene Ontology annotation, molecular function: damaged DNA binding; 8-oxo-7,8-dihydroguanine DNA N-glycosylase activity. Bases 1 to 918 code for a protein of 305 amino acids. The record is from RefSeq and is a predicted model, not a curated record.